CCGCGUUGAAAAUGGAUGCCUAGGGAAAACAAAAUAUUAUUUCCCCUAUUGUAACUCAUUAAACGACCAAUAUGACUGAUAUUCUAUGUAGAUGGCUCAACGAUGAGCUGAAAGUAUCACAACGAGCAGACCCAACCACAUUUGAAAGAGAUUUUGCCUCUGGGUUUUUGAUUGGAGAAGUUUUAGAAAAAUAUCAGCUGCAAAAUGAUUUUGAUAAAUUUUCACAGAGCAAGACAUCAGACUCCAAGCUCAACAAUUUCACCAGGAUUGAGCCAACACUUCAUUUGUUGGCCAUCCCAUUUGACACAAAUGUUGCUCGAGCCAUCAUGACGGAGACCCAUGGAGUGGCAACUCGUCUCAUGUACCAGCUCUAUAUCGCCCUCACCAACAAGAAGAAGUCAAACUUGACGGGUGUUGCCAUGGAAACAAUGAGGCCGGCUGCUCCUGCGAAACUGAACGCUGUGGAAUCAGGAAUCUACAAGGAUAGACUGAAGCACAUGACGCCAAGGCAGAGUGACCUGGAACUCCAGGACGUUGUGAACCGUUUCCAUGAGAAACAGAUCGAGAUGGAGAAAGUUGCGUUCCGGGAGAGAUUUCUCGAGCAGGAGAGAAUCCGAGAACAGCAGCAAAAGGAACGCAAGCUUCUCAUCGAUCGAGCCCGCGCCAUGAAGCUUAAACAGAGCGAAAUGGUUGCUAGAAUACAGGCUGCUACUGUAGAGAUACCUAAGCCUCCACCCCAGAAGACCGUGGAAGCAAUGCAAGCCAGGGCGACGGGACGCAGGAGGAAAAUUGCCCAGGAUACAGUGCGAGCCAUCAGUGACUUUGAGGAGAGAAUGAAGCUGUCUAUGCCUCCGACAAAAGAUGAUGAUGACGAGGGUAUUGAAAUGGAGUAUCUCCUGGCUCGUGAAGAUGAAAAGAGUGACCUAGAGAACGCGGACCUCAUUAAGCCGCGUACGAAUGAUGAAUACAUUGGCAAAAUCCGCAAACGUCUGCAGGAGGAUUCAUCAGCGAGAGCCGAGCGGGAAAAGCGCCGUAGGAAGGUCAUUGUGGAUCAAAUCAAAGCACACGAGGCCCAGGAGGAGGCACAUCGUGAAGAGAUGUUGGUAAAUCGCCUCAUGCGUCAGUCCCAGCAGGAGCGUCGUAUUGCCGUACAACUGUUACAGGCUCGCCAUGAGAAAGAAGUGAUCAGGAAAAAUCGUAUCCUCCGCGAACAGAUGUACGAGGAACGGAGAAGGAAGGACUUCGAGGAGGCUAUGAACAGAGAGGCUGAGAUGGCAAGACUUGCCAAACAGGAGUACGAAGAGCAGACGCAGAUGGACAAGGAGCUACACGACAAGAUUGCCGCAGAGCGCGCCGAGGCCAAGUACCGCAGACAUUACGAGAUGUGUCAAGGCGUGGUUGAUCAGAUAGUGGACUUCUCCGGCAAGGUGGCAGAGUACCGGGAACUUACUAACAACCUAGUUCCCGCCAAGCUGAUGCGGGAUUGGCGUGCUCAGUUUGAGGCGGGAAUCCCCUUGUAUGAGAAGAAGGCCAUAACAGAGGACACAGGGCCGACCCCGGAGCAGGUGAUCGAGGAGGAGAGGUUAAACCUUCUUGAUGAGGGAGACUUCAUAGAAUAUAAGAACAUGGUAGGAGAAUGGCAGCCUCCAGAAGGCAGUGAGACAAUCCAUCUACCCCGGGACAACCCGAUAGUAGGCCAUGUGGUACAGAGGCUCAUGAACAUGGUCUAUCCAGCUCAGGCUCGCCCUGCACCACCAGAGUUUCCGCCAUUCCCGAUACGAGCAUGCGUCCUCGGCAAGGCGUUUGCUGGCAAGUCCUCCUGUAUCCAACAUAUCGCAAAUGAACAUCGUCUGCAGCUUCUGAAUGUCGACCAUCUUGUAAAUGAAGCUAUAGAAGCCAGCAAAGCUGGAGAAGUUAUGCCUGCGGAAAUUGGAGAAGAAAAGAGCUCGGCUGAGACCCAAAAUCUUGAUCCCUCCUCCAAGCUAACUAACAUACAAAUAAAGAUUCGUGCCCCUACUGGAGAAGGCUUAAACACCCCUGUCCCCUUACCGGAAGUCCAAGCACCCAAGGAAGACCAGAAUGAGGCUGGUGAGGGAAGGGAAUCCCAACAGGACGUCACCAAAGAGGAGCCUAAAUCAUCUAGGAAAACCCCUGUUAGAUCAAAACAACCAAAGGAAUUGCCAACACCAAGAGCCAAACUUGGAGCUAAGGCCCAGAGGUUCCUGAAGAAAGGCCAGGCUGUGGAUGAUCAAGUUCUUGUUGAUAUUCUAGUGGAGUCAAUCAGACGUGUACCAGAGGGCACUGGCUGGGUCAUUGAUGGUUUCCCGAUGAAUUAUGCGCAGGCAAAGAUGCUUGAGAAAGCCUUGAGUGGUUAUGAUGCUGCAGCCAAGUCUGGAAAGGGACCAAGUGCAAGCAAGCAGAAGAAAUCUGUUCUUGCACCAGACCCGCGUCCACCCCCGACCCCUGUUGACCCUGCGAGCGGGAUUGAUGUUGUCAUCAUGUUUGAUGCUAAUGAUGAACUGUGUCUAAAAAGGGCUGCAGGAAGAACAAGGGCUGUCCAAUCAGAGAAGGAAUACCAGCAGGAGUUUAACCCCCCACCGGAGGGGAGCGCCACAGGGGUGGGAAAACAGGAGCAAGUUGUGGAAGUAGAGGACCCGGCACACGACCAGGAACAGAUCCAGCACAGGAUCACUGGUUUCCUGGACAGCUGGCCCAAGCUUGAGAAGUGGUUUACCAAGUUUGGUACUCUACAAAAGGUGGACGCCUCCCUUCCCUCACAGAGCGUGCAACUCGAGGUGGAGAAGAUACUGGAGGACACACUCAACAGGCUGCAGGGCAAGGACCAGGAGAGCUCCCAGCAGCCUGUGGAGCAGACGGAGACAGUUGAGGAGAAGAAAGAGGAACCCCCUGCACCGGCACCAGAGCCACCCAAAACCCCACCCCCUGAGGAAAAGUCGAGCAGACCCUCAUCCAGGAAAGAUUCUCUCGAUCCUGCCUCUAACGGUUCAGGAAAGAAGGGUUCUCGCUCCUCCUCGAAGGAGUCUCGCAGCAAAUCGCCCAAGGACAAAGACAAGAAGCGGGACAAGAGUGGCUCACCCAAACGAGGGGCCAGCCCAAAGAAAUCAGACUCUGGCAGUGGCAAAAAAAGCAGAGGUGCAUCUCCGAAGUCCAAGAAGGGUUCUGGUAAGAAGGGCAAGACACCUGAACCGGAACCUGAACCAGUUCCAGAGGAGCCCACAGGCCCCCCGCCCCCUCAGCCUGGCUCUGAGGAGUGGGAGUUUGUCGACCAAGAGCUGGAGAAGGAACUUGCCAAGAUUCUUGCUGAUCACUGGGAAGCUGUUGAGAAGAUGUACAUUCAGGACGGCAAGUUUGUCUUCCGAAAGAUAAGAGAUGAGCGGGAAAACAUCUACAGAUACUUCUUCCAGAUCAGGAAGGACUACCUUGCAUACUUAAGGAGACCAGACCACAAGCAGGAGUUUGUCUCCCAAUUCCAAAAGGAAUACAACGAUGUACCUGACGAUAUGCGGGAAGAUGAAGAGACAAAAAUGGAGCUUCACCAGCGUGUUGAUGAUCUCCGUGAACGACUCUGGAACAUCUGUGAUGAGCGCAAGGAGCAGGCUGAGUCUGAACGGGAAACCGUUAUAAAUGAUGGCUGGCUCGAUGACAGAUUGGGAGUAUUGAGCAACUUCUACAUCACGCUGAUGCAGACGGAGGUUGACCGCUUCCAAGAUACGGUUCGCAUGAUGAAGGAUUAUUAUCGUGGAAUGGAGGGAGAAAUUCCUGACGAGCUCAACGUUAACUACAUUAGGCUGCCUCUAAUUGAGCUCCCUGUGGAGAGACCAGAAUCCCCGGAAAAGGCUGGAAGUGAGGGUCGUCAGACGCCAACCCCAGAUGAUCGACCAGGGACAGGGAAAUCUGACCGUCCCCGUUCAAAAUCCCCCCGGUCACCAAAGGGGGGCAGGAGCAAAUCCCCGCGGGAGAAAUCCCCGAAGGGAAGCAAGUCAAGGUCAAGGACACCAUCGGCAAAAAAGAGGGACAAGAGUAAGGAGAAAGAAAAACCGGCAGAGAUUACAACGUUGCCAACACCCCCUGGCAAGAGAAUUCCUUUGAUCCCUCGACGUCCGACAUCAGCGGACAUAGAAGCAAAAUCAAAGGAAGUCGCAAAGACGAAGGACAAGAAGAAAAAAGAUGAUGGCUACGAGAGUCCCGUUCCGCCGACGGAUCCUGAUGAGAAACUCAUCUUUGACGCUUUCCAGAUGGGUGUAACCAAUAUCAGCACCAUAAUGUCUCUGGAGGAGGCCGCACGAGAAGCCGCAGAGGAAGCGGAGCGCCAUAAAGAGGCUGAGAAGCAGAAGGAAGCAGCAGCUGCUGCUUUGGCAACCAAGGCAAAGCCAAAGGGCAAGGGAAAAAAGAGCCGCAGCCCCUCUCCCAAGAAAGGAGGCAAGGGGAAGGAAGAGGGGGCACCAACACCAGUCCCGUCUGAGCCAGUGUCGGAGGAUGAACAGCAAAGGCGUGAUGUGCGCGAUCGCAUGAAGCAGGAGUAUUUCUUCAGUAUUGCUGAGGAGGAGAAGGCAUGUAAGACUCGCAUGGAGCUUGUCAAGGUCACCGCGAUGGCCGUGAUGCAUGAUUUGAAGAACAAGGCAGAUGAAGCAUUCAAAGACAUGAAUGAUUGGCUGGGAGCACGUUACCUGAAGGAGAUGGAAAGCAUCGACCACAUGUCUGAGAUUGUCCGUAACGCUAUUGAGAGCAAGAUGAAGAUCAAGCAGGAGUUGAUGUUGAAGCAGCAGGAAUUCCUUAUGAACGAGGACCUGGCGGUGUUGAAGACCCCGUCUCCCCCACCCCCUGAAAAGGAAAUUGAAACCCCCACAUCUGACUGUUUUACUGUGGCGCAACUUAUGAAUUUAUUUGCUCAGUUUGCGACCACAGCUCCGACAGGUGUGAUGUCAAACAAGUCGUUCUUGGAGACAUUUGAGAACAUGGUAUCUGUCACCCACGGCAUGGAACAACUUCCUGAUAUCUGGCUCAAUGUUUCGCCCCAACAGAUCCAGGACAUAGCAAAUGGCUGCUCAUCUGAUAAUGAGUAUGUUGAUUGGCGUCGGUUCCUGAUUGCGCUGGCCCAACCUAUACCAACGCCGACACAAUCCAACUUGCUCGAGACUCUCGGCAGAUUCAAGGAGAUGGACCAGAAAUCAACUGGAUUCGUUACACGGGAACAGUAUGAUAGGAUGGACCUGUGGUUCAGCCCCUCGGACAGUAACGGCUAUAACCGUCUGUCCAUGCUGAAGGCCUCUCUGUUUGACAUCUUUGCCAACCAUGGAAGAAUCCCACCAGUGGUUGACUACAUAGGCAUGCUGCUGUACUUUAGUGCGGCUGGUAGCUCACAGGAAGGCUUCAUGAGGGCUCUCAGUGUAUCAGCCGGUACCCACAUGCCCCGUCUCCUUAAAUCACCGCCCAAACCUCAGGACAUACUAAGCCCAGAGAUCCCAGAAGACCUGGAGGAUGUUUCUCCAAUGCCACCGCCGGAGGACAUCCCGUCUGAAGCCAUUGACGCAGUUGUACCCCUUGAUGCACUCUACCGUGUUCUGCACCAUGGGGAGACACCCAAGGGUGACAGUCACAGAUACUCCGUCACUGCUGACCCUGAGGAUGCAACGUCUCGGGAGCGGUUGGCGAGUGUUUAUCAGGAGCUUGGCAAUGAUAACCUUGAAAGUGUGCCCUUUAAAGUUUUGGUCGAACAUCCCUUGAUCCAGGAUGUUAUCAACGCUUGCAAGACGUUUAAAUCUCUUGAUCUGAAAACAAUACUGUCAUCAUCUGACAACAUGGACGCCACAAGCACCAAAACAGGAGAAUAAAUAAACACAUUUGUGCUUAAAAUGAAUAACUGUGAUAUCAUACAUGUACUUUUAUCGGCAAUAUCAGCAACUAAAAGAAAAGAGAUCUUGAUAGAAUUGACAUUUUUUGUAUUUUUUGCUGAAGGAUUUCGUUUUUGGAAACACUUGAAUAAAGCAUAGGAAUAUUUAUAUAAAUGUUGCAAUAAUAUAAAUACUAAAGUGUUGAACUAUGAUAUGAAAUAUUGAAAUAUCAAGACAUGUUGAAAUUAUAUCAGUACAAAAAUGUUGAAAUAUUAUCAAUAGAAAAUUGUUAUAAAUUACAAUGUUUGAAUAUAAAAAUAAAAUAGCUAAUAUGUUCUUAUUUUUAUUGUACUCAUUAUUAGCCAGGAGUUUAUUGUUGAUGGGUUGAAAUUUAGAACUCGGAACAGUUUGCACCGAGUUCCUCAUAAAAACAUAAUGUUUAUCUGUCUAAACAGUCAACUUGUACCAGAUGACUUGCAUUUAUGUACAGAUAACUGAUUUCAUUUAUAUCAGUUGGAUUUUUAUUUUAAUAUUAUAAUGCUUAUCUGUGUGUUAAAUUUGACGCUUGUUUGCAAUUUGCAUUUAUUAAUACUUACCUGCAUUUAAUAUGUUGUUGAUGGUUGCACGUUUUUUUGUGUAUUGAUUUGCAAAGUGCAAUUUGAUUAAUAUAUGUUAUUAUCUGUGAUAUUUUUAGCUAAUUCUAUUCUUUCUUUAUCUUAAACAAGUAUUCAAUAUAUAUGGAAAGUAUUAAGUAAUCCGUCCAAAAUAAUAUUUCUUUUAAAUUUUAUGUCAUCUAUUUUGUUAAUAAGUUUAUGAUUGAAAAUCUUGCUAGAUCUUUUUGGAAAUAAAUGGUCGAGAAAUA
This is a messenger RNA of Mya arenaria, 6714 nucleotides long. RefSeq names its product sperm flagellar protein 2-like. Gene Ontology annotation, molecular function: protein binding. The transcript is spliced from 42 exons. NCBI's taxonomy places the organism in Eukaryota, Metazoa, Mollusca, Bivalvia, Myida, Myidae. Bases 72 to 5852 code for a protein of 1926 amino acids. The record is from RefSeq and is a predicted model, not a curated record.